Messenger RNA from Anthonomus grandis grandis, 7043 nucleotides. RefSeq lists its product as uncharacterized. The record is from RefSeq and is a predicted model, not a curated record. Bases 310 to 1521 code for a protein of 403 amino acids. The transcript is spliced from 4 exons. Gene Ontology annotation, cellular component: endomembrane system. NCBI's taxonomy places the organism in Eukaryota, Metazoa, Arthropoda, Insecta, Coleoptera, Curculionidae. Gene Ontology annotation, molecular function: ubiquitin protein ligase activity.
AUGGGGCCAACCUUGAGUUAAAGUUAAAAACCGUAGUAGACCUCCUAUCGGGAAAAAACAAAUUGCACAAGCAGUAUAUUUGCCAAAAUAAAAAGAAAACUGACUGGGUUUCCUAAGGUGGUGGGGAAAACUCGACCCAAAAAUAAUCAUAUGAAUGAAACUCACGGGUACGCGUCAGCAUUUGCGAAUUCGCCACGUAGUCGAAAUCGCGUUAAUUUAGUGCUGAAAUAGUGAUUUACGCGUAAUUAAUUUUUGUUUUUAGUGAUAACGGUUGUUAAUUGGGGCGGUGUUUUUUGAGUUAAAGUGACAAUGGGGAUGAUAACUAGAGUUCGGGGACGGUUACGUAGUUUACAUACACUCCCGAAACUGGAUGAGAAAGUUCGUGAUGAGAAAAUAGCAGAAACAGUUUGUCUACUCUCAGUACUCUUUCUCCUCCCAUACUGUUCCAGAGGCCACGCCCCCUUACUGCUUAGCCUCGGAAGCUGGUUUGUCACCACUUACUCAUUCCUGGUACUACCACUUCUCAUCUCAGCCAACUACAAGUACCCAGUAAAAUGGCUAAGGCAAAUCACACGUAAAUUACCAGGUUUGGUGAACAAAUAUUCCAGACCCGCCUGGAAUAUAAUUUGUAAAAUCUACGCCCCGUUGGACAAAUGCGAAAGAAGUUUCAUCAAUAUGAAAAAUAUAUCCAACUUGACCACGCAACUGGUGUUCUUCAUGCUCUGCGACCGCGUCCUCCUCUGCAGCUUCGGAGGACAAAACUGUCCACAAAAAAAAGUUACGGGACUCUACUCCCUGAUGUUCUACAACGUAAUCGCUUACUGUGUCAGUUACAUCAAAGAACUAAUCGAGAAAGAAGACUGGUCGGUAACUGUAAACAUGACGGAGCACAGUAACAUCAAACACCUCGCCAUGUCCGCCACUAAAAUCGUCCUGGAAUGGACUAAAGCCGUAACUUUUAUCAUUACAGUUACGUUUAUGCUGUUGGUGUUUGGACUUGAGCAAGGCUUAGAGCAUUACCAUCCGACUGCCCUCUAUACUUUUAUCACAUGGACUUACUACAUGUGCACGGAAAAAGUAUUUGCAGAACUGUUCUUGCCUUUAUUGGUGUUUUUAAAGAUCGAAUCCCUAGAGACUCUGGAGCAAUUCUACGCUCCAGUUUUUCUGCGUUACUACACAGUUGGAGUGGCCACGAUAAUUUCCAUAAUAUUAUUUUUUUACGGACAAUUUCAAUUUGCUUUGUUCGCGUUUUAUCUUACCGUUUAUUUGAGGGCGAAAGACACUUUUUUCAAUUAUAUGAGGACUUUGCAGAAGGAGAAAGAGGUGCUGGGGCAGUUCAGGAACGCCACCAGUGAAGAGAUCGAAAAUUGCGAUGACGUAUGUGCGGUAUGCUUAAGUCCUAUGGUUAAGGCUAAGGUGACGCCUUGUCAGCAUAUGUUUCAUGCAAUGUGCUUGAGGCAGUGCCUCAGUAAUUCUAAUAAUUGCCCUAUGUGUAAGAGAGAGUACGUUUUUGUGCAUUGAUGGGGUUAUUGAGGGUUUUUAUUGGAGUGGUAGGCUCGAAAUUUACAGUAAUUUGGUGAUGAAGUUUAAUGUUUAAUAAGAAAAUCAGAAGAAGGUUGAGGCAGAAGAUACUAUUAAUUUUGCUUACAGUGCAAUAGACAUUUUUCUAAGAAAAUUCAGAAUAUUAGAAAUAGAGUAACACGUCCUUGGUUUUUAAUAUUUCCAAAAAGAGCACAAUUUUGGGACUUUUUUUUUAAUUUUCUAAAAACUAAAUAAACAGAGGUUGUUAUAGGUAUUGUGUAUUGUAUAAAUGUAUUUUUUUCAGGCUUUCCUAAAGGAAAUAAAGGAGUUUCAAAAUUAUCAUUUAAUUUGGUCACAAACUGUAUUUUUUAAUUAAACUGCAAAACAUUGAUUUUGAGAUAAAUUUUAAUAUUUAAAAAAAAUUCCUAUAAAACAGGUUUUUAUGAAAAUAAGAUUUUUCUAGUAUUUAUUAUUAUACAAAAGAUACACAACAAUUAUAAAAAGUAUAAAGGCCACUUAAAUAUGAGAAUAAAACUAAAAGUUCUGAAUUGUUUGUAAGGGAGAACACUAAUAUCUAAAAAUAAACCUCUACUAAUAAAAAAAGUUAAAAAUUGAUUAAAAAUGUAUAAAUAAAGUUAACGUAAGACACACAAUGUAAAGACCCAGACACUCACACAUAUAAGAUAAAAUGAACAAAACUUACAACCUAUCUAAAAUAAAUUUGUUUAAAAGCUUCUUAAACUGUGUUAAAUUAUCACAGGUUUUAAUGACCACACGUAAUUUAUUGAAUUCUAUUAAGCCUCUGUACAAGACAGAGUUGAUCAACUGAUUUGUGUUACAUCUGUCUAUCAGUAUAAAAUAUGUGCGAUUUCUACUACCAUAAUUAUGUAGGGGAGAGUGGGGCAUAGCGGAAUGAUAUUUCUAUUUUUUUAGUUGGCGAUCUUAAUAUUUAAAAAGGUGUAAAAAUGCUGUCAAUCAAAAGUUUAGACUCUUCUUUAAAAAGGUCAGUGAUAAAAUAUAUCUAAGGUGAACGGUUUUUGUAAAAAAAAAUAAAAAAAAAAAAGAGAAAAUCAUUCCACUUUUCACACAGCGUUUACUUUGACGAUGUUCCGGGUCUUUCUUUUUGCUUUCAAAAACUUUUUUUUUACAGUAACUAACUUCAUGGGAGUUGGACUGUUUUUUUCUAGCAGUUCAUGAUAAUACGGACUUACGUGUUGUUGGUUUCUGUUUAGUACUCUGCUGCACCUGGGGUACCGGUAUAAUGUCACGGGGACUGCAAAUUUGGUUUUCAGUCAAAAGACCUGUCUCCUUUAGAACUUCUGGAGAACAGGAAGGAGAGACAUUUGAAGAACAAGAAUGAAUUGAUAACAAAGGGACUGGUUCCACUACUACUUUUGGGAAACAUGGGGGCAUUUUGCCUACACGCUUGCUGCAAGAAGGAAGAGCUUUUUUAUCCUUUUCAGUUAUUUUUAACACAAAAUCUUUAUCGGAAGCUGGUACCGCUACUAUUUUCGACGAACAUGAUGGUAUUUCGUCUUCAACAUCUUUGCUGCAGGAAGGAAUGGCUUUUUUAUCACCUUGCUUAGCAGUUCCUUUUGAUCAGCAGUUGGUUUGACAUGUCGUAAAAAGUGAUCGAACCAUGUUGGGCAAAAUAUGUCUGUGUUCAUCCAUCCUGAAGGAUGGCAUACAAGUUUUGUAUCAGGCGGUGUCCCCUCUAACAAUUCUAAAUUUUCUCUUACUCUUGGAAAUAUCAUUAAUGGGGGAAUAUAUCUCCCUGCUGCAUUAAAACAAAUAACUGACGUAGUUGUCGUCCCCCUUUCUGCUGAACUAAGUGUUCCUACUUGCUUUUUGCCUUUAGACGCAAUCACUUUUGACGGUUUGUUUGGAACCGUUGUGAUUCCUGUCUCGUCCACAUUAUGAAUUUGGCUUGGCGAGAAUUUGUAGCGAUCAUAUAGUUCAAUGAGCAGGCUAAAAAAGGCAGAAACAGUAUGCCGGUUAAAGGCCGUAGCUCUAGCGAUUGAGGUUUUUUCGGGAGUUCGCAGAGAAAGCCUUGAUUUCCGCUUUAAAAAGGCUAAAACCCAAUCUUUUCCCGCCUUUCCUUUCUCAUUAUUAAAUGGAUGGCUUAUCCCGUUCCUUACAGCGAACUGAUAGGCUAGAUGCCUUAAGUCUGAUAUGCUUAAGCCAAAGUAUCUGCUCUCCAUGAACAGACAGUGUUCAGCAAGCUGUUGCUCUUGUGGUGUAAAACAACGAGUAAAUCUGCCUUUUUCUUGAAGCUUCCUCGGACGCGCAGUUUUUUUUAGCUCUUCGAAACAAUGUUGUUUGUGGCACAUUAUAGCUAAGAGCUGCCUGCUCAUAGCUCAAACGAUUUGCUCGAACUGCUGUAAUAGCGUUGACCAUAUCUUCCUCAUCCCAAACAUGUUGUGUGGAUUUACGGACAUAAUUUCUAACCAUUUUUGUCGGACCUCUAAAAAAAAAUAGGAAUAAAAAAUAAGCAUAUGCAUUCGAAUGAAUCUAGUUUAAAUAUUGUUUUUCUAAUGGGGCAAAGUGGACUGCAUUCCACUUUGCCCCUUUUGACAUUUUCCACUUUGCCCCAUUUGGCAUCUUUUUAAUAAAUGUUUGUUUUUUUUUAACAACUGUGAUUUGAUCCAUCUAUAUUAUUUAGUACACUUAGUUAUAUGUCCUACCUUGAAAAUAGCUGCUACAGUUUUUGUUAAAAUAUCACAAUCCAGAUUUUAACACAAAUUUAUCACCUUAAGAAAUAAACAAAUAUCCACCAGUUUCACAUAACGUCAAAAAUCUAAACAGCACAUACGCGCAGUGUUCACCGCUUGACGUACUGAAAUGAACCGCUAAUUUACCACGUGUUUUGGGCAAUGACUUACCAAUGCGACGUUACCAUAUGUAUAAUUCCACUUUGCCCCUCAUUCCGCUUUGCCCCACUCUCCCCUAUAUCUUUAAAAACUGUUAAUUUAUCACAGGCGUAGGUAGGUAAAAGCUGUUAACAAGGUAAAACCAAGAUAAUACCUAAAGAAUAUACAAAUAUCUCAAUAUGUAUUUUAUAUAUAUACAGAGUGUCUUAUAAAUAAUGGUAAAUAAUUUAAGAGCAGAUUUCUUAAAAAAAAAUGAGGUUAAGUUCAAUUUUCCUAGUUCGACAGUCAAAAACAACCAAUAUACAGGGCGAUAAAUUUAAUGUAAUUUUUUUGAAUUUUGGCCACAAAUUUAGCAUUUACUAUUCGUUAUUAACAUUUGGACAAUGGCUGGCUCUUUUUUUGAUAUAGCAAAUCUUAAAAUUAACCUUUUUUAAAAUUAUGUCAGCGCCACAAGCAACAUUUUUAUUUUUUUUAACUCAGUAAUUUUGUUAGGCUUCGCAUAAUUUAAUUUUUUAAUUAAAAUAUGCAUUGUGCAAACAGUUUUGGCUUAAAAGGUUGAAUCUAAUUUAAUCAAAUCGAAUCAACAAUCUAAUGAGGUAAAGGCUGGACUUCGUGCGGGCCAAAGUCUUCGACUUCCACGUCAUAUGCAAUAAGUUAUAAUAAAUCACAAUAACUAACAGAACUAACAAUAAGAACUUAAAAAUAAACAAAUAGACACUAAUUGAAAGUACUCGUCCAUUAUCUUAAAGAGACCUACGUAAGUAGAGAAAAAAUAAAUAAAAACUCCAAGCCUCGGUCUUAAAACAUUCUUUAUAUAUGUCCUGAAGGUUACAUGUUUUUCGCUAAUAAAGCAUCAUCAGACCUUAUAAACUAGAUGACCUGCUUAGUACUUAGUACGCAUUACUAGUUGUCUGACAAAUAUAAAGGAUGUUUUGAGACCGAGACAUGGAGUUUUUAUUUAUUUUUUCUCUCCAAAUAGACACUAAACAUAAUUCUUUGGUUGACAGACAGCAUAUUUAGGACACUUAACAUAGAUUUCACAGCAGUUAAACGAUUACAUUUUAAAAUCAGUCUCAUAGCUCUGUUUUGGAUUAUUUCCAAUUGGUUAAUUUUGCAUUGGGGUAAAUUAAAUAGCAAUGUUGAGCAAAACUGCAAAUUUAGUGGCAUUAUAUAAUAUCAAUGUUGUGUGCAUUGACAAAUUGUUUUUCUAAAAAAAAACAAUUUUUUUAAAGAAUUUUUUCAUUAUGCAUGAUAAUUUAAGUGCACAUUUAAAAUUACCCCCAGAUAUUUAAUUUCUUUUUCGUAAGCAAUAUUUUUCCUAUUUACUUAUUUACUUUCCGUAUAUUAUCAAUGUCAAGUUCACUAUGAAGAAUUAUUGACAUUAAUAGAAAUUAUUUCAAAUUUUCUAAUUAUAUUAAUUAUUAUGUCUUGUGUUGUUGUUUUUUGACUACUUUGACCAUAUCAUUAAUAUAUAAUAGAAACAGUACUAGCCCCAACACUGUUGACUGUGGUACACCAAAGGUUACACAUAUAACAUCAGACAAACAAUUCAUAAACUUAACACGUCUUGGAAAAUAGAUAUUUAAUUUCAAAUCUUUUAUUUACAGUGGCACCAAAUCAUGAAAAUCCCAAGACAAAAGUAGCUAAUUUUGUAGAAAUUCAUUGCUUUUUUAAAAUUAAAUUUAUUUUAUUAACUUUUCUUUUGCGCUAUUUAAGCCCAAAAUGAAAAGUAAUGAAGCUUAUUUGAAAAACCCACUUUUUUAAUUAUUGACCCAAACUGCCUAGAAAAACGUUUAGAAUUUUAAUAUUGUGGGAGUAAAAUCACUAAAAAACCACAGAUAAAAACAUCCAAUUUAUUUGAGUCACGAAGUGCCUGGAAAACUGAUUUUUGUAGCUUUUGUAGCUUAUGGCAUAUUUUGAUUUGAAAUAUCACCUUAGGCGCGACAUAUCUUAUCUUAAUUUCUAGUGCAUCCGAAAAAACAAACAUAUUUUUAUUGAGUCUGGUGUUCUAAUACAAAUUGCUUUUUUGGCGCCCAGCCCGAAUCGAAAAUACCCGUUUAUCUCCCUUGUUUUCCAAAAAUAUCCAUUAAUUUAUUAUUAAUUACGUUUUUAAGAAAAUCAGGCGUCGACAAGACAACCUAAAUUAGAUUUUCAUUUGGGUCAACUUUGUUUUGAUGUGAUAGUGGGUCAUUUUAUAUGGCAACCAAUUUUUCAUCUUAUAAGUAAAAAUUUAUUUUUAGAUGCAUUUUGUUUACGUAACUGUCCACAGUUAUCAUCCAUAGAAAUCACACCAUCACCACGACCACCACAAUAAUAAUAAAAAAAAAUUGUUUAGUUUCGAGCUUGCUUGCCAAUUUCUGGUAUUUAUACACUCGGUGCCUCUCUCUAUCUGCUUAGGAGCGAAAAUAAAGUUAUUUUUGAUUUUUUUUACGCAUCUAAGUUUUUUUUGUUUUGAUUGUAUAUGUAUUUAUAAGUAUGGAGAACAUUUGACUGCUUUUACUUUAGGAUAAUUUUGUACGUUUUAUAGCAUUAUAGGGUUAGGUUAGGCUGCUUUUGUAGAAUUUUUAGGAAAUUUAUGAUUUAAUUUGUUUGAAGCCACCAUAGGGUGGAAUUUUUAUAUUUUAAUUAAAAUUAAAAUUAAGUAGAGGAUAA